UCUCAACGCAGUACACUAGGGCAGUGUAUCGCGGACCGUCGGAUGCAACGUAGCUUCUCGCAGUGACUGCGUCCAAGAUGUCGGAAGUGACCACCCUGAUCUACGGUGGAGUGCUGUUCGCGCUGUUUGCCGUGUUCCUGCCAUGGCUGGUCAAACGGGUUCGCUACAUACAGAUAAUUGACCGGAUUCCCGGACCGAAGGCGUACCCACUGAUUGGAACGACCCACAUGUUUUUCGGCAAGAAGCGACACGAGAUCUUCUACGUCAUAGACGAGCGGACGCGCCGCUACCCGGAGAUCCAUCGCAUCUGGACCGGAACCCGGGCGGAAGUGCGGAUUAGCAAGGCCGAGUAUGUGGAGGCGGUCAUCGGCGGCAACAAGCACAUCGAAAAGUCCGAGGGGUACAAAUUCCUGGGCGACUGGCUCGGCGAGGGGCUGCUCACGUCGAAAGGUGAGCGCUGGUUCAAGCAUCGUAAGCUCAUAACGCCGACCUUCCACUUCAACAUCCUGGACGGCUUCUGCGAUGUUUUUGCCGAGAACGGGGCAGUCCUGGCGGACCGUCUGAAGCCGUUCGCCGACACCGGCGCCCCGGUCGAUGUGUUUCCGUUCAUUACCAAGGCCGCGCUGGACAUUAUCUGCGAGACGGCCAUGGGAGUGAAGGUGCACGCCCAGACCGACGGUGAGAACGAGUACGUGAAGGCUAUUUACGCGCUGAGCGAACUGUUCCUGGAUCGGUUAGUGAGGCCAUGGCUGCACAACAACUAUUUGUUCAAACGGUCUGAGUAUGGUCAAAGGCAUCAGAAGGCAAUCGAUAUCGUUCAUGGGUACACGAAAAAGGUCAUCCGUGAUCGGAAGGAGCUGCUGCGCCGGCAACGGGACGGCGACGGCAUUCCGGCGAAACCGGAAGACACCGGCUUGGGUGUGAAAAAACGGCUCGCAUUCCUGGAUCUGCUGCUGCAGGGCAACGAAAAGAGCAACCAGCUUAGCGACGACGACGUGCGGGAGGAGGUCGAUACGUUCAUGUUCGAGGGCCACGACACGACGACGGCCGGCAUGAGCUGGGCCCUGUUUCUGCUCGGGCUAGCGCCGGACGUGCAGAAGCGAGUGCACCAGGAAAUUGAUUCGAUUUUCGCCGGCUCGGACCGACCGGCCACGAUGGCGGACCUGGCCGAGAUGAAGCUGCUCGAGCGGUGCCUCAAGGAAACGCUGCGCCUGUACCCGUCCGUGUCCUUCUUCGGGCGCACCCUCAGCGAGGACAUCACCCUCGGCGGGUACCACGUGCCGGCCGGGACGCUGCUCGGCGUCCACGCGUACCACGUGCACCGUGACGAAAGGUUCUUCCCGGACGCGGAAAAGUUCGAUCCGGACCGAUUCCUCCCAGAAAACACCGAGUCCCGCCACCCGUACGCGUACAUCCCGUUCAGUGCGGGCCCGCGAAACUGCAUCGGCCAGAAGUUUGCCCUGCUCGAGGAGAAGAGUGUCAUUUCGGCGGUGCUGCGUCGGUACCGGGUGCGAUCGGCCCUAACGCGUGACCAGCAGCGGAUCAACCACGAGCUGAUUACGCGCCCCAAGGACGGCAUCAGGUUGUACCUGGAGAAGCGGAAGUGAGGCAGCUGUUAAGGGGUGCGCUGGUUAUUG
Molecule: messenger RNA, 1637 nt
Organism: Culex pipiens pallens (northern house mosquito)
Lineage: Eukaryota; Metazoa; Arthropoda; Insecta; Diptera; Culicidae
Product: cytochrome P450 4C1-like
Exons: 8
Coding region: 78-1607 (509 amino acids)
Molecular function (GO): heme binding; monooxygenase activity; oxidoreductase activity, acting on paired donors, with incorporation or reduction of molecular oxygen
Source: RefSeq, a predicted model, not a curated record